UUUGCCAAGCAAAAGUAAUCAAAAUGAUACUGCAUGUCAACAGUUUUAUGUCAGCCUUUUCCCUGUGCGAAAUUCCGGCUUCCAGAUUUCUACAGGCGUCGCUCUUUUCUUUUCCGUCCACCGCCUGACUGUCAUGACUUCGAAUACCGGGUUCGUUGAGCGCGUACAAGACUUCGCCGCAGAGAACAAGAGGGCCAUCCUCAUUGGAACAGCAGCCGCUGCUAUCGUUGUGGGCGGAGCUGUCUACUACGCCUCAACAUCCAGGCCCUCAGAAGGGACGGACUUGGAAAAGGGUGACAAAAAGGACCGGAAGAAGUCGUCGAAAGGAACGAAGAAAAAGAAGUCCGUCAAGGACAAGGAUGGUCCUAUUCUCGAGGAGCGGAAGUCAAAGGUCCAGGAGGAACCCGGCGACGACGCCGUGCUGAACGACGAACAAAUUGCUGCCUUGUCGACGGAGGAACGGACAGCACUCGCGACUUCGUACAAAGCCAAGGGUAAUGCAGCCUACCAACAGCGCCAGUUCACCACGGCCGUCGAACUAUAUACUCGCGCCAUCCAGGUCUCCCCAAAACCUGAGCCUGUAUUCUACAGCAACCGCGCUGCGUGCUACAUGAACAGCUCCCCUCCAAAAUAUGAACUCGUCAUCGAAGACUGCAACGAGGCACUCAAAUUGGAUCCGAAAUACAUCAAGGCAAUGAAUCGCAGGGCCACGGCCUUUGAAGCACUUCAGCGAUACGAAGAAGCCCUCCGCGACUUCACCACCUCUACGAUACUCGACAAAUUCACUAAUAAGUCAUCCGGAGAAUCUGUGGAACGUGUAUUGCGCUCCCUGGCUUCAAAUAAAGCGGCCGACAUCCUCGCACACCGGCAAGCUCGCCUCCCUUCCUUCACCUUUAUUUCAGCGUACUUUGCCGCGUUCAGGCCCAGAGCGCACCCGACACUACCAGAAAACCCAUCACAGGGAGAUAACACACUUCUGCUCGCUCUGCAGGCCCUCGACGCGUCAGACUACGCCCACUCAGUGACCUUGGUGAACGAAGCUCUCGAGCAGGGUAUUUCGUUUCCCCUCGGAAAAGCGGAGGCUCUCAAUCUUCGUGGGACUUUCAAAUUCCUCACGGGCGAGAUCGAGGGUGCAAAGUCUGACCUUCAAGAGUCAAUUGACAUCGAUCCGUCGUUCACGCAGAGCUUGGUGAAGAUUGCUAGUGUGUACAUGGAACAGGGAGACCCCCAGAAAGCUUUCGAGUGUUUCGAGGAUGCAAUCAAACACAACCCUGAUGAUCCCGACAUUUAUUACCAUCGCGGUCAAGUUUUGUUUAUCCUUAACAAGUUCAAGGAGGCCGCAGACAACUAUACGAAGUCUACCGAACUGGACAAUAAGUUCGUAUUCAGCCACAUACAAUUAGCUGUGGCAGAGUAUAAGCAAGACAACGUUGCGAAAAGCAUGGGACUAUUCCGCCGGACGAUGGUUGCGUUCCCUCAGCGGAGUGAACCGCAAAAUUACUACGGCGAGCUAUUGCUCGACCAACAACGGUACCCCGAUGCCGUAGAGAAGUUUGAGCGUGCCAUCGAAUUGGAGAAACUUAAAAAGACCACUUCCCCGCCGAAUGUCCUGCCUCUCGUGAAUAAGGGUCUGGCGUUAUACCAGUGGAAGCAAGAUAUCGGCCCGGCAGAGCGCUGCUGCAACGAAGCUCUCCGAAUUGACCCGGACUGUGAUGCCGCCGUGGCCACCCUCGCCCAGCUUAGCUUACAACAAGGACACCUCGAUAAAGCCGUGGAAUACUUCAUCAGGCAAGCUGAGCUUGCGAGGACGGAACCGGAACUGAUCAACGCGUUGACGUACCAACAUGCUACAUCAUCGCAAUUGGAAUUUUUGAAAAUUUAUCCGGACAUGGCAGCACAACUUAGCCCUCUCGCCAGGGGCAUGUCAUGAAGAAAAAAAAACUCGUCCGAAUACUUUGUGACUAAAUCUGCCACCUAUACUCAUGACCAUCUACUUUAUAACGCCUGUUCUCUGGUAUUCGUCUCAUUCCUAGCUUACAGUUACUGCAAUGCACCCUCUACUCUCGUCGACUGAAACCUGAAGCUGAAGACGCGAUCCGAUCCUGUAAAUUAUGCGUCAUAAUAUGUCAUAAGCUCCAGGGCAUUAUAAAAGGCAAGUCGAAGUUGUAGCCGUAAGCCACGAUGCCUUCACCUUUCAUUCUCGUUCGUCCUGCGUCGCGAGGCCUGUCGUUUGACGCGUCACUUGCUUACUACAACCACCUUGCCGGUCUACGCGACUCAUCUGGCGAGCCGGAAACACUCAAGCAGAAAAUCAUUUCACAGCUCGACGUGGAUCCGGCACGACUGAAUAUCUUACCUCUUGAUCUCGGCAUAUCAUGCGCAGCAGAAAGCCUUGCAGCAUCGCUCAAAUCGCCCAGCGAGGCGA
Molecule: messenger RNA, 2425 nt
Organism: Guyanagaster necrorhizus
Lineage: Eukaryota; Fungi; Basidiomycota; Agaricomycetes; Agaricales; Physalacriaceae
Product: ADP/ATP carrier receptor
Exons: 9
Coding region: 134-1930 (598 amino acids)
Biological process (GO): protein insertion into mitochondrial inner membrane; protein import into mitochondrial matrix
Cellular component (GO): mitochondrial outer membrane
Molecular function (GO): transmembrane protein transporter activity; protein binding
Source: RefSeq, a predicted model, not a curated record